Molecule: messenger RNA, 985 nt
Organism: Drosophila elegans
Lineage: Eukaryota; Metazoa; Arthropoda; Insecta; Diptera; Drosophilidae
Product: NIF3-like protein 1
Exons: 1
Coding region: 94-963 (289 amino acids)
Cellular component (GO): mitochondrion; cytoplasm
Source: RefSeq, a predicted model, not a curated record
AGGACCAAACUUCAAAAUAAGAGAUUGUUGCAUUAGGUUCUUCAUAUUUUCGGAACAAUUUAUAAUAUUUAACAAAUAAAAGUACGACAAGGCAUGCUAAGAAGGAUGAGCACUUAUAAUGGUCAAAAACUGGCGACAGUGGUCAAGGAGCUGGAGAACUUUGCCCCGAUUUCGUGGGCGGAGAAGUGGGACAACGUGGGUCUCCUGAUUGAACCACAUCGCGAAAAAUUAGUAAAGAAAAUACUAUUAACCAAUGAUUUAACCGAACCGGUGAUGAGCGAGGCGUUGGGGAAGGAUGUGCAGCUAAUUAUCAGCUAUCAUCCGCCAAUUUUCAAGCCCCUGACAAGGAUUACGCAGGCGCAUUGGAAGGAACGCGUGGUGGCCGCUUGUUUGGCAAACGAUAUAGCAUUGUACUCUCCACAUACGGCGUGGGAUAAAGCUUGUGGUGGCGUCAACGAUUGGCUAUCCCAGGCAGUGGAUAUCGGCAGUAUUCGUCCUCUGGAACCGGAACUGAACGCUCCACCGGGAACAGGAUCCGGCAGAUACAUAGAGACGAAAAUGGAGCUCUACCAGCUGCUGGAAUCACUGCAAAAGCACACCGAGAAUAGCGUGCACAUCGCUCUCGCUGUGAAUCACCAUCCCAAGACCCUAAUCCAAUCCGUGGGCAUUUGUGCCGGCUCUGGAGGAUCCCUGCUAAAAGGCAUUCAAGCGGAUCUCAUUAUCACCGGUGAAAUGUCGCACCACGAACUGCUGGACUUCACCCACAAUAAUACCACCGUGCUGCUCUGCAAUCACAGCAAUUCUGAGAGGGGUUUUCUCAAGGUUUUCUCCCCUAAACUGGAGGAAUCCCUCAAUGGAGCUUGUGAGAUCCUGGUAGCUGAUGCGGAUAAGGAUCCUUUAGUCACCGUGGCAAGGGACUUAAAUAAGGAAGAAAGCAUUUUUGUUGACUGCUACAAACAAUAAACUGAAGCAUUUCUUUAAAAAA